AUGACUUCCACAUCGUCGUACUCUUCCUCGUCGUCGGCGACGCAUUCGUUUGAUUAUGUAAUCGUAGGGGCGGGUCCGUCGGCCAUGGGACUCUUGCUCGGCCUCCUCGACGCCGCGGAGCACCAGUCGAUUGGCCUCCUCUCGAUCGCCAUUGUGGAUCACGGUGCAUUCUCCCCACAUUCCCAACCCCACCGGAUCGUCCGUGACCUCCGUCACUGGUACCGCGCCGCACACGACGAAACCUCGAGCGUCACGAACGUCUACCACGGAACGACUCGGUCGGGACGAGUCUUGGACGUGCCGGUAGGGCGGGGGAGGGGUGGCACUUCCAACGUUCACGCUGGACUCUGUCUAGCCCCCACCCGUGACGACUUGGCCGCCUGGCCCGCUCCAUGGGAUACACGGCUCCCGCAAGCCCUACAAUACGUCCAAAAGACGCUUCGUCGUCACGGAUGUGUCCACGAUUCCGAUACGGCGCGACCGCGACUGCGUGACGGUCAAGGGAGCGUCGUCGCCGGUGACGAAGCUAUCAACGCCACGAACGUUCCAUCGCUCCGAACUAUUCUUCCCUGCUUGGCACGAAAUAACGGGACACACAUAGAACGCUGCAACUACUACCAAGCGUUGGUAGCUCCGCUGCUCUCCCGCAAUUCCUCACGGGCCCCCAAGCUACAUUGGUUUGACGGAUGGCAAGCCCAACGGUUGCUCUUCGACGAAAAACAGAACAUUGACAAAUCGUCAUUGAGAGUCAGCGGAGUUGUGUGCGAGCGAAAUGGUAUACUCCAGAUCUUGUACGCUCGUCGAGAAAUUAUCUUGUGUGCCGGGGCGAUAGAAACUCCCGUCCUACUCUUGGCGUCCGGCGUGGGUCAGAGGAACGAUCUGGCCGCUGCUGGAAUUCCUUCGACCGUCUCGGAACAUUAUCGAGGAGCCGUCGGCCACAACUUGCGCGAUCAUGUUCUUAUCCCCCGAGUCUACGUCACUUGGCCGUGCUGGAAACCCACGCUGUCGCUGAAUGGCGUCGAAGCCAUAUGGCAAUUGGCCGUUCACCAAGCACAAUUUCAAAUUGUCGUGAUGGACGCUGCGGUCUAUUCCGACGUACUACCCUACGUUGUCACUAACGUGCUUCGUGGUUCGAGGGCGUGGCCCGUCGUUGGGUGCAUCCAAUCUUGGCUACUCCAUGCUCUGCGCGUACUUUUGCAGUGCGUCAUCGCUUACACCCCAAUGUACUGGUUGCUCCGGUCCUGUGUCACGACAGUGGGAAUUUUUCACAUGAACCCCGCUUCGACUGGAAAAAUCACUGUUACACUCGCACGGACUCGUUCAACGCUCACUUCCCCACCAUCAGCAGAGGGUGUUCAGAGACGUAAUCUAGACAUCCAAAUAGAGCUGCCCUACCUUCGGGAUCCAGACGACGUGGCGGUCGCCCGGGUUGGCUGGGUGACCUGUACUGCUCUAGUCAGCCAACUGAUAGGGGGGCUUUCACUUCCUCCGAAUGGGUUGGUGCAUAAGCGAUGGUUCGAACGCUUCGCCCUAGCGACAUGUCAACCGUAUUUCCACUGGCACGGUACCUGUGCUAUUCAACGAAACCAGCAAGAGACGAACUGGGUGACCGAUUGGCAACUGCGCCUACGGGAUGUUGGGGGUGUACGUAUUUGUGAUGCGUCAAUUAUGGCUAGUCCUAUUUCUGUACCCCCGGGAUUGACGCUGGCCGCGUUGGGGUACGCAUUUGCUGCGCUACUAUUAGAAGAUAGGCGUCAAGUCCAUGAAUUUGCAGAUUCGCAACCGUGA
Messenger RNA from Phaeodactylum tricornutum CCAP 1055/1, 1788 nucleotides. RefSeq lists its product with no specific name. Gene Ontology annotation, molecular function: flavin adenine dinucleotide binding; oxidoreductase activity, acting on CH-OH group of donors. NCBI's taxonomy places the organism in Eukaryota, Bacillariophyta, Bacillariophyceae, Surirellales, Neidiaceae. The transcript has a single exon. The record is from RefSeq and is a predicted model, not a curated record. The coding region runs from base 1 to 1788 and encodes 595 amino acids.